CCAAAGCUUCAAACAAGAUUCAAAAUUCUGUACACACAAAACCAUCCUCUUCCAUUCACAAGAUCUUUGCUUUCGGUUCUCUCUUCACUCGCCAAGAAUGGAAAUCUGAUAAUUUUGACUGUGAUGUUUCCUCUCCCAGUCCAGAAGGUUGAUGAAAGAGGAGUAAGGUGGUUUUACACUGGUGACAUAGGGAGAUUUCAUCUGGAUGGUUGCCUUGAGAUCAUUGAUCGAAAAAAGGACAUAGUUAAACUGCAGCAUGGAGAAUAUGUGUCCUUGGGAAAGGUUGAGGCAGCUCUUCUUGGAAGCCCCUUUGUGGACAACAUCAUGGUGCAUGCUGAUCCUUUUCAUAGUUAUUGUGUGGCACUUGUGGCAGUUCAUCAUCCCAAAUUGGAGGAUUGGGUUUCAAAGCAUGGAAUUGCUUAUUCUGAUUUUUCAGAACUGUGCAGCAAAGAUGAAACUGUGAAAGAGGUGCAUGCAUCACUUGUAAAGGAAGCAAAAAAGGCACGUUUGGAGAAAUUUGAGAUUCCUGCAAAAAUCAAAGUGCUUUCUGACCCAUGGACUCCUGAGACUGGCCUUGUUACUGCAGCUCUGAAGCUCAAGAGAGAUAUCAUUAGAAAGACUUUUCAAGAAGACCUUGCAAAGUUAUACGCUUGAUCCGUUUGCUCAUUCCAGCAAAACUAAGCUACUUCAAAACAAUUUUCCUCUGGGAGGGUGUAGUAGUUUUAUUUUAAUUUUUUUUUUCCAUUUUAAAAUUUAUUUUAUUGCGCAUAGCGUGAGGCGAAUUAGGAGUAGAAUGUCAAAAUGUUGAAUAAUGAGUUUGCGUCCAUAGUGGUGAUCUUUAUCGAACCUAUCCUAUGUUUUAUCAAUUAUUCCAUCAUUUAUUUGUCUCCUCUGAA
Molecule: messenger RNA, 896 nt
Organism: Lotus japonicus
Lineage: Eukaryota; Viridiplantae; Streptophyta; Magnoliopsida; Fabales; Fabaceae
Product: long chain acyl-CoA synthetase 9, chloroplastic-like
Exons: 4
Coding region: 124-654 (176 amino acids)
Cellular component (GO): membrane; endoplasmic reticulum
Molecular function (GO): long-chain fatty acid-CoA ligase activity
Source: RefSeq, a predicted model, not a curated record